Syzygium oleosum is the source of this 1368-nucleotide messenger RNA. RefSeq lists its product as uncharacterized. The record is from RefSeq and is a predicted model, not a curated record. The coding region runs from base 132 to 1193 and encodes 353 amino acids. NCBI's taxonomy places the organism in Eukaryota, Viridiplantae, Streptophyta, Magnoliopsida, Myrtales, Myrtaceae. The transcript is spliced from 6 exons. Gene Ontology annotation, molecular function: oxidoreductase activity; zinc ion binding.
UUUAUUUUGUCACCUGCCGUUUCUCAUCUCUCUCUCUCUCUCUCGUAAAUCAGCAGUGCCAGUCUCUGUACAGUCCCCAGCCGAUAGUGCAGUGAGAGCAAUCUGAUCAUUUUCCGCCGCUCAAGCCGGCCAUGGAUGCUCUGCUAUGCAAGCAACUGGGCGAUCCUACCCUCUCGCCAGUGCCAUCUGCAAUCGACAACGAUAAUGGCUCCCCGAUUGUUCUGGACCCAAAACACCCGAUCCCAGAAUUGAAGACACCCACUUCAGUUCUCGUGCGGGUGAAAGCAACGAGCUUGAACUACGCCAAUUAUCUGCAGAUCCUGGGCAAGUACCAAGAGAAGCCGCCUCUCCCUUUCGUUCCCGGCUCCGAUUACUCGGGCGUGGUCGAGGCGAUCGGCUCCGGGGUUUCCAAUUUCAGAGUGGGUGAUGAAGUUUGUUCCGUUGCCGCUCUUGGGUCGUUCGCUCAGUUCAUUGUCGCCGAUGAGUCCGAAUUGUUUCGGGUUCCGGAAGGAUGUGAUCUUGUGGCAGCUGGUGCCCUUCCUGUUGCAUUUGGAACUUCACAUGUUGCUCUUGUUCACAGAGCUCAGUUGACCGCUGGUCAGGUCUUGCUUGUUCUCGGUGCAGCUGGGGGUGUUGGAACUGCAGCGGUGCAAAUCGGAAAGGUUUGUGGAGCCGUUGUUAUUGCCGUCGCCAGGGGAGCUGAAAAGGUGCAGUUUUUGAAGUCCAUGGGUGUCGAUCAUGUAGUAGACUUGGGCAAUGAGAAUGUCAUUUCAAGUGUCAAGGAGUUCCUCAAGGCAAAGAAGCUUAAGGGGGUUGACGUAUUGUAUGAUCCAGUAGGAGGCAAGCUUACAAAAGAAUCCAUGAAGCUUCUCAACUGGGGAGCGCAGAUUUUGGUUAUAGGGUUUGCUAGUGGUGAGAUCCCAUUGAUACCUGCAAAUAUUGCUCUUGUGAAGAACUGGACGGUGCAUGGACUGUAUUGGGGCAGCUACAGAAUCCAUCGACCCCGCGUUCUCGAAGAUUCCCUUAGGGAGUUGCUCUCCUGGUUGGCAAAAGGCUUGAUUACUGUCCAGAUUUCUCAUGCCUUUGCCCUGUCGGAGGCCAACCUUGCGUUCGCCGCUAUCAAAGACCGGAAAGUGAUAGGGAAGGUGAUGGUCAUUUGUGAAGGUCCUGGGAGCAGAAGAUCUAAAAUUUGACAUGGCAAUGAGGCAAUGCUGGGAUUCAGAAUAAUAUACUUCGGAAUAAUACUCCUACAGCUCUUCAAGAUAAGACUAGUGUAUGUACUCUGCAUUUGUUACAUGUUUGGAUCCUGUAAUUCACCUAAGAAACGAAUUUCAUACCAAGGAGAAUUACUCUGUCAAAAUUUACUAA